UACAGGCAAACAUUGGGGAAGACGAAUGUGUCUGAACGACUUUGUUCUCUAUUAAUAGACCGGGAGGCAUUUUGUGCUUGUUCAUGCUGCACUGUAUGAGUGUUAGAUGUACGGUAGCCGUGUGUUAAAGCAGAUGAGUGUAGAGUAAAGGGGUGGGGGGAUUUUCGGGGAGAAAGCGUCGUUUGGGUCAAGAUGUCGAUUCAGUACGGAGAAUCGCUGGCGGAUAGCUACGGGGUGGCCGACUCGUUCCCUAAAGAUUUCGGUUAUGGAGAAGAGGAGGCAGACAUGGAGGACAGUCCAGCACCCUCCGACAGCAAACCGAGAAUACUACUAAUGGGCUUGCGAAGGAGCGGGAAGUCCUCCAUUCAGAAGGUUGUGUUCCAUAAGAUGUCCCCAAAUGAAACCCUGUUUCUAGAGAGCACAAAUAAAAUCUACAAGGAUGACAUCUCCAGCAGCUCUUUUGUCAACUUUCAGAUCUGGGACUUUCCUGGUCAAGUGGACUUUUUUGACCCGACUUUUGAUUAUGAGAUGAUCUUUAGAGGAACCGGAGCAUUGAUAUUUGUCAUUGAUGCACAGGAUGACUAUGUGGAAGCUCUUACUAGACUCCACUUAACGGUAUCUCGGGCCUACCGCGUCAACCCUGAAAUCAACUUUGAAGUGUUCAUCCAUAAAGUUGACGGCCUAUCUGACGACCAUAAAAUUGAGACACAGAGGGAUAUUCACCAGAGGGCUAAUGAUGACCUGGCUGAUGCCAGCUUGGAGAAACUGCAUCUUAGCUUCUAUUUGACGAGUAUCUACGAUCACUCUAUAUUUGAAGCGUUCAGUAAAGUGGUUCAGAAGCUCAUCCCUCAGCUACCCACCCUGGAGAAUCUUCUCAAUAUUUUUAUUUCUAAUUCAGGGAUUGAAAAGGCUUUCUUGUUUGACGUGGUUAGUAAGAUCUACAUCGCUACAGACAGUUCACCAGUGGACAUGCAGUCCUAUGAGCUGUGCUGUGAUAUGAUUGACGUGGUCAUUGACGUAUCUUGCAUAUAUGGGUUAAAGGAAGAUGGCAGUGGCAGUGCGUAUGACAAGGAGUCAAUGGCGAUCAUUAAACUCAAUAACACCACCGUUCUCUACCUGAAAGAAGUCACCAAGUUUCUUGCCCUUGUCUGUAUUCUUAGAGAAGAGAGCUUUGAGCGAAAAGGCUUAAUAGACUACAAUUUCCACUGUUUUCGGAAAGCGAUUCAUGAAGUAUUUGAGGUUGGUCUGUCCACACCGAGGAUGAGAGCCCAGGCAGCUGGAACGCCCUGCAUGAUGAAGACAGUGACACUGAAUGGCACCCCCAGGAGCACCGUGUAAAGAAUGCAUAGAUGAGAGAAGGACACGAAUAGAGGAAGAGGGAGUCAGUGGAAAAAGCCAGAAAGACAAUAAAUGGGAGGCGCACUGCCAUGCCAACCAUUUUGCCUGCUCCCUAAUGCCUUAUACACAGUGCAAAGGACUCUAAAGCCUCUGAAAGAAAAGACAGAGCAAUGGGGUGGACGGUUACAACAUAACGGGGUAAGCAAUAGGAUAGAAGGGAAGCUGCACAAAGAGAAACCCCUUUUUGUGUUAUUUAAUGGCAUUAACAAACUGGUUUAAAAAAAAUAAUACUAGACCGCAAUCAAAUGACGAGUAAUGCAAGCCGAGGGGAACGCAGUGUGGUCCUCUCUGCGAAAAGCCUUCACACACUGACCGCUACCUGAGCAACAGAAGCUGAUUGAACCCUGUACUGUUCUACUCCUGGCCUCAUGUGCUGAUUCUAAAAAGCAUUUGGUUUAAUCCAACAGCAGAAAAUGUGAUGGUACUUGCUUUUGGGUGCUGAUCUGAGAGCCAAGCUGGCUGAGUGUCCACAAGAAUGCUUGUGAAGCCUUAUAUAGAGGAGACUUGCCUGAUGCAAGUACCUGCUUACAAUAUUAACCUAAUCCUAUUUCCUAAGCUGUUGCUUUUUUUUAAAGGUUUUCCAGGGAGUGUGAAAAGGGAUUAAAAUACAUUGUGUAGCCUUUCUGUGUAUAAAAAGGUGUGUGCGCGUGUGUAUUUAUGUACAUGCGUACCUUUCCUGCCUAAUGAGGCUCAUGGAUAUGUUGUGACCUCACACACAGGGCUGGACAGUGGUAACAAAAUAAUUGUAUUUUUAAAAAUUAAUAAUUAAUUGAAAUAAAUAAUUAUUAUUGUCUUCAGAGAAACCCUGAUGCUUUAUUAAAGGAAAAAUUUUAAAGUAGAAAAUGAUGGAACAUUCACAAAGCCCUCAUUAAUUGUGUAGUGCUGUUUAUAAACCUUAGGGUUUAUCAGCCAGCUGCAUUAUAAUCAUAAGUGGAGUCAGUCUUUUGCAUUGAAAUGACUAAAGUCCAAAGCUGUUGUUUCUGCUAUUUAGCGGUUUAGCUGUGCAGCCCUUCCUUCUCACACAAAAUGUUACAAAACAGGGAAAUAAUUGUACAGUUAUGCGGUAGGACACUGUGAUUGCGCUCACUUUUUGUUUGGUUGCUUGGCCUCGGAGACUCUGCACAUCUCCACACACGGUGGUUUGAGUCAAAGUGAACUACAUUCCAAUUGUGUGGCGCCAGUAUCUUCUAUCACUGACCUUCACUUCUAUCACUGACUUUCACUGUUUUAUUUGGUGUAAAAAUAAAUCAUAAGGGUAAACAUUGUAGCUGAUGUGAUACCAUGCUCAUUCCACACGUCUGCUUAAUCCAUGUAACAUUUUUAUGUUGAGUUGUAAGGGGAUGUGCACUAACCCAGUAAAAGCGAAAUCAAAGAUGGAACAACCAAAUCUCUCAUUCUAACUUUACUAGAGUAUUUCUAGAUCUCUUACAAUUCUUGCUUUUUAGACUGCAUAUGAGAUUAUAUCUGGCUUAUGUUGUGCUAGAAAUGUUACCAUUCACAAAAAAUAAAACAUGCACUGAAAUCA
Molecule: messenger RNA, 2923 nt
Organism: Clarias gariepinus (North African catfish)
Lineage: Eukaryota; Metazoa; Chordata; Actinopteri; Siluriformes; Clariidae
Gene: rragca
Product: Ras-related GTP binding Ca
Exons: 7
Coding region: 193-1338 (381 amino acids)
Biological process (GO): regulation of autophagy; positive regulation of TOR signaling; cellular response to starvation
Cellular component (GO): Gtr1-Gtr2 GTPase complex; nucleus; lysosome
Molecular function (GO): GTP binding; GTPase activity
Source: RefSeq, a predicted model, not a curated record